UAAUAAAGUGGGCUCGCGCUUGCACGUACUAUCGGCAACAGUGUUAACUGCCCAUUGCCAGUCAUGUCAUCUCGUUCUAUCGCAAAGAAUCACCAUUUGAUGAGAGCGAAAGCAAAAACGGAAAUGGAUAGUUAACAGUGUGGCCGUGUGUUAUCUUGUCCCCGAAGUAAGUUCUAAUUAGUUUGGGGUUAGGUAAUAGGAGAGCUAGUUGAAACAGUUUUUAAUCCAACAUACGAGUAAGGUACAAUAAUUUGUGUGUAUUUACAGGUUCAUGAAAGGUUAGCAAGCCAUAAAUAGCCGCGACUUUCUUAUCUUUGAGAAAUGACGUCUUUAGGAGAUGAUAACCACAUUGUAUGCAUAAAAUAUACAAAAAUUACAACUGUCUACUAGACUGUAUUGGUAAACUAAUUUAUCUUACCUUUUCCCUCGGCUAACACAUCACACAAGUAGGUAAAUAACAAUCAACAAAUACCUAACAAGUAGGUAAACGCUUAAGAAAAAUUUAAAGCAAUUUCCGCAAAAAUUCGAUCGCAUGGUCACCUCACACUUGUACGUUAUUCAGAAGCGUGUCCGACAUCCAGCAUUGUGUACGGAACUCCUCGGGGCGUCAGUUGUCACGCGCCCACUCACUUAUCCAAUAAGUGUUGCUUGUUAUGCCCUCGGAAGUCGGCUAGUGAUCAGUGCCAUGAACGUCCUGCUCACCCCGCCGACCUUCAAAGUGUCAAUCGAUCAGAUGCUGCUGCCGUUACGCUCUUACAACUCGAGCGAUGGCUUCGGUCGAGUGGCGGAGCAGCUCAACUUCGCAGCGGCGCCGUCGGAGGACGAAGCGGAGUACCCGCCCGGCGCCUACCUCAAGAAGGGGAAGCAAGACCCGAUGUCUCACCGAAUAAUCGAGAAGCGUCGUCGGGACCGAAUGAACAACUGCCUGGCCGACCUUUCGCGCCUCAUCCCUCCCGAGUACCUCAAGAAAGGCCGCGGGAGGGUCGAGAAGACCGAGAUCAUCGAGAUGGCCAUCAGGCACCUCAAGUACCUCCAGGACAAAGCCAAUGCGGCCGAGCAGCAAGCGGCGGAGGAGCACUUCAGGGCCGGCUACCAGGAGGCGGCUGCCGAAGCCGUGAGGUUCCUCGUGGAAGGCCACGGGUACGGCGCGGCUGACGGCCUGUGCGGCCAGCUGUCGUCGCAUCUGCAGAGGCAUUGCGACGCUGUUACCAAAGGCGAGUCCAUCCCCCGGGAGAAACUACGCUCGCACGCGGGCUCGUCAUCAGAAACAGCCAGUUCCUCCAGCAGCUCGCACGGGUACGGCGUGAAGGCGGGCGUGAUCCAGGCGCCGCCCGCGCCGCCGCCAUACUCUGCUGACUACGAGCCCGAGAGGCCGCAGGAGCACACCUACCCCAUGGACUGCGACAGAGUGCCCGCCACCCCGAUGUCGCUGACCAACGGCUCGGGCGAGGCGCCGGCGCAGGAGCCCAUCGACGCGCGACGCAAGCGCGAGCCGACGCUGCGGACGGUGCGCCGCGAGCACGCCGACGACUACCUACACUCGUAUAAGUUCAAGAACUCCAUCGAGAGGCGGUUCUCCAGGUCGCAGGACUCAGAGCUCUUAUUCCCUCAGGCCGAGCAAGCCCGCACCGGCGCGGCGCCGCACAAGGCGUACAACAAGCGGCGCCGCGCCGCCAAGCCGCCGCCCGCGCCCAGCACCUCCACCUCCAACUCGGGCUCCACCGAGGAAGCCAGGGACACCUCGCCGCAGGACACGUCGAGCGAGUCGCCGCACCACCACAACCACUACGAGAAGCCGCUGCCGCCCGCGCAGUAUGUGCCGGUGUUUGCGCUCAACGCACUCGGCAAGUACUACGUCCCCCUAAGCGUAGAAUACGCGUGCCUAGCGCGGCAACUCGGCCCGUAUGACGUGCUCGACGCGCGCGCCGCCGCUCUGGCCGCGCCGCUUCACCCCGUCACUAUCCACGUCAACUUCCAGCCCUGCCUCAACUACCAUGUAAAGCGGGAGCCCACCGAGCGUGAUUGGCGCCCGUGACUGGCCAACGGUGCUGAAUACACGCACUGGCCUCUAUGAAGUCCACUGAACUCUUUACAGCGGUGUAGCAUGCACUCUGGCCAAUGGCAACCUCAAUGGACAGAUUUGGUCAGCUGAUAAUCUUUCAGCUAACGUGUCGAGCGGUAGCCCGCCGAUGAUUGGCGCCCGUGACUGCUUCCAACUGAUGCUGUAUACACGCACUGGCCUCUAUGAAGUCCACUGAACUCUUUACAGCGGUGUAGGAUGCACUCUGGCCAAUGGCAAUCGAAUCUAUCCACGGUCAGCUGAUAAUCUCUCAACUAACGUGUCGAGUGGUAACGAAGUUCGAGACCGAAGUGAUGCUGAAAUACACACACUGAUGGCCUCUAUGAAAGCAGCUGAACUUUUUACAACGGUCUUCUACCAGAAGAGCGCUUAGGCGCUCUGGCCAAUUGGCGUCAAGUACCUAACUCACACAUCACCACACAGGCUUUUGCCACUGACCUUAAUGUGCGCAACUGAACUCUUCAACACAGUGGUCGACUGAAAGACAAGACGUUUGCGGGGCAACCUGCAGCGAGGCCAGUCGCGACAAUCUCAAAAUUACAGCCGCAAAACCUGGCCUUUAUAAAACAUGUCUCUGACCACUAAUGGGUCAAUUGAGUGUCGAUUUGUGUGUAGGCUCGACGAUGAUAAAGUCUAGUGUAUUUCAACGAGUGAAAAAACCCGUGCGUAAACUCUUUUGAACCAAAUACCUCCAUGUCCGGUGUCGUGUCGCGUUGUCCCAAAACUUCGUGUUCCAAUGCCAGUAACAUUUUGACAGCUCUUUUUCCCUCCAAAUGACUGUGGAUGACGCAGCGCGUACUUUGAAACUUUAUUUUUAUGAUGCGGUCACCAAACUUUAAAGUGCCCCAAGCAAGAUCUUUCGCCUUGAAGCAAGUAAAAGUGAAGAAAAUUGUGACCAUUACAGGACUUUAAUUAUAAUUAAUUGUUGUAGUAUCGCUUUGAUGGUAAUUUCAUUUCAUAAUUUUUAAAUUGUCAUAAUAAUAAUUAUGCUGAAAAGUUAAAAUAUCAGAUAGUACUUAUUGGCUACUCUAAAUAAAUCAAUUGGAUUUUAUCAUUAUCUUGUUAAAUUAAAUGUAUUAUUACAUUUGGUUUAGAUUUUAGGCAAAAGGGCUACUUACACAAAGCUCAAUCUUUUUGGAUUACUUUAGUGUUUUCUUUUUAGUACCUACCUACCUAAAAUUAGAAGUCAUAAACAUUUACUAAUUUAUAUGCAGUUAUGCUUUAUAUUUUUAAGAAAUCCAAAUUAAACGAAUAGUAAAAGGCGAAGUAUGUGCCAUUUUACUAAUUUAAUUUAUUAAGAGCAUCGGAGUCACUUAUAAUAUUUAGAUUUGACUAACAGCUGUAUCCAAGGUGUCAUUUUCCUUUGGGAUUCUAUUUAUACGGAACUCCAAAAAGACUGAGUUUUUUUUUAAACUAACUACAUACCGGAGUUGGCGAUUAUUUUUAAGUGAGAUAAGUAAGAUUGUAAAUAGUCAUUUAAUAAACAUUGGCGAGGUUGUGGCUUGCAAGUUGAUAUGUUGUGUUGUAUACUGUCAAGAAAUAUACGGUAGCCCCAACUUUUCAAUGUGAAG
Messenger RNA from Ostrinia nubilalis (European corn borer), 3651 nucleotides. It is a transcript of the gene cwo, whose product is annotated as transcription factor cwo. NCBI's taxonomy places the organism in Eukaryota, Metazoa, Arthropoda, Insecta, Lepidoptera, Crambidae. The record is from RefSeq and is a predicted model, not a curated record. The transcript has 9 exons. Gene Ontology annotation, molecular function: protein dimerization activity; DNA-binding transcription factor activity, RNA polymerase II-specific; RNA polymerase II cis-regulatory region sequence-specific DNA binding. The coding region runs from base 533 to 2035 and encodes 500 amino acids. Gene Ontology annotation, cellular component: nucleus. Gene Ontology annotation, biological process: anterior/posterior pattern specification; regulation of transcription by RNA polymerase II; regulation of neurogenesis.